AUGAAGGAAAAUCAAGUCGCUGCCGAGGCGUCAAUCGUCGACCAAACCAACCUCCUACCAAAAAAGGAAUUGCUCAUAGUCUUCAGCGUACUAGCAAUUUCAUUGUUUAUCUGUUUUAUUGACCAGAACGGCAUUGGAGUUAUACUGCCAACCAUCUCACGAGAUCUAGACGCAGCCGACACCAUUUCUUGGGCUGGUACCUCCGCUCUUAUUGCGAACACAGUCUUCCAGGUUCUUUUCGGACGGCUGUCUGAUCUUUUCGGAAGAAAGGUUGUUUUUCUGUCGGCGUUGGUUCUACUCGCAGUCUGUGACCUGCUUUGCGGGUUCUCUCAGAAUGCUACCAUGCUCUAUGUCUUCCGCGGCCUUGCUGGUGUUGCCAACGGCGGUAUCACAAGUCUAUCGAUGAUGAUAGUGAGCGACAUCGUCACCUUGAAGGAGAGAGGCAGAUACCAAGGUAUCCUUGGUGCUUGCGUAGGCAUGGGCAACAUGGUAGGGCCCUUCAUUGCGGCAGUGUUCGCUCAGCACUCCACCUGGAGAGGUCUGUUCUGGCUAGUCAGUCCACUUGCAGCUCUAUGCUGUGUGAGUUGCUUUUUCAUACUGCCUGCGUCCAACGACUCCUCGAAGCUGGAUUUUCGAACCGUCUCAAAAAAGAUAGAUUACUGGGGCAUUCUUUUCGGCUCGGCGGCAAUCAUACUCAUACUGAUACCUGUCUCUGGAGGUGGCAGUUACUUCCGCUGGGACUCUACUAUGGUCAUCGCAAUGUUAGCAGUUGGAGGCAGCUGUGCUCUUGCAUUCUUAUUUGUCGAACACAAGGUCGCGUUGCUCCCUAUGAUGCCUUUGUCACUCUUCAGAAAUUUACCGGUCUGCAUUCUGCUCUUGCAAAAUUUCCUCUUCGGAAUCGUAUACUACUCACAGCUCUACUACCUGCCGCUUUUCUUCCAAAAUGCGCGACGCAUGUCACCGAUCACUUCAGCCGCUCUCGUACUGCCUAUCACCGCAGCACAGAUGACUUUGUCAAUAGUCUCGGGCCAGUACAUCUCUAGGCGAGAGCGUUACGGUGAAGUCAUCUGGCUAGGCUUCUUUCUCUGGACGCUGGGCGUUGGCCUUACAUGUAUAUUCGACCAAAACACGCCCAUCGCCGCGAUCGUAGUCAUCUUGCUUGUACAAGGUGCCGGUGUGGGCUUAAUUUUUCAGCCAACACUAGUCGCAUUACAGGCUCAUUGUUCCAAAGCUCAACGUGCAAUCGUCAUCUCCAACCGCAAUUUUCUACGCAGUCUGGGUGGUGCAGUUGGGCUUGCCAUCUCUGCUGCUGCGCUACAAAAUUCUCUCAAGAAAGCCAUGCCUCAAGAGUUUGCUUCUGCCUUUUCUUCUUACGACACUCCGGACUUUGCGGCCCUCGGAGCCUCACCGGAGCAGAUACAGGAAGUCCUAGAUGCCUAUGCAAAAGCUAGCAGAACUGUAUUCAUCAUGAAUGUGCCAUUUAUGGGUCUCUGCUUACUUGGCUGCCUUCUGAUCAAGGAUCGUGGGCUACAGCGUCCCGAUGAGCUGAGAGUGGCCCAAUCGAGCGACACUAUCAAUGGUGUCGAAGUCGAGAAGGGAAAUGGCGACGAGAUUGCCAACGUUCAGCGGCCCCCUAAGUCUGAUCUGAAUGAGGAAGCAAAAGGGGCUUUGGUACAAGAGCACCGAUAGAGUCAGUCGAGAUAUGUGUGUAAACCACAAAAAGAGUAUCAUCGUUUGCAAGACCGUCUAGUU
Aureobasidium pullulans EXF-150 is the source of this 1752-nucleotide messenger RNA. RefSeq names its product MFS general substrate transporter. The record is from RefSeq and is a predicted model, not a curated record. Gene Ontology annotation, molecular function: transmembrane transporter activity. Bases 1 to 1689 code for a protein of 562 amino acids. NCBI's taxonomy places the organism in Eukaryota, Fungi, Ascomycota, Dothideomycetes, Dothideales, Saccotheciaceae. The transcript is spliced from 3 exons. Gene Ontology annotation, biological process: transmembrane transport.